CUGCAAUGUCUUACUGUUGAGGGCCUGAAUGCAAAUGUAGCAUUGAGAGAAAAUAUACAAGCAGCAGUUCAUAAAGAUAUAAAGCCAUCAUGGAUUCUCUGGAAUCACCAUCACCAAACAAAGCUUCCCUUCCUAGUCUAUUCUUCAAUCUGAAAUCAAUUCAAAAUGGUCCGAUUCCUUCGUGGCGCUCUAUCGCUCCUUUUUCUGCUCUCUAUCGGGCUAGCAGUUGCCACUCCCGUCUCUGGUGAAUCAGAUGCCCUCGUGCCUUUCCCUGUCGAUACGAGCCUUGUGCCUAUCAACGGCCUAGAAAGACGUGAUACAUGCAGCACUGUCAAUGCAGUUGUUGAUAAAAUUGGCACCAGCACAGAGAUCAUAGCCUACUUCUCGACCGGGUACUUCUCUACUCUCUGGGUAUGCACAAGGAAUAACGCCCACGAUUGCAAUACUAUGGCAACAGCAGUUGGAUCUUCCUUUGUCUCUAUUUCCUACAUUGCCGGCCGCGUAUGGGGUGGCAAGUCUGUGACCAAGCGAGAUAGCAACGACACUCUUGCUGGCUAUCUCGAAACUGCUUUUCGCUCUGGGGGGGAGGUCUUUGAAGCUAUCCAGGACACGACCCACACCCUUCAAGCCCGAAGUGACUCCGGUUAUGGCGAACUCCCCGUUGAGAUGGCCUCAAUACGAAACUGGGCAUACAACGGUACCUUGGUCAACUUCGACAUUCACGACUUUGGCAAUGGGAAUGGACACAUUCUCCUGCCUCUAGAUGGUAUCGGUGCCCAUAGCUUGAACGGAACGACAUUGAAUAGGCGUGCUGUGGGCAAGGCUCCUGGUUUCAAGAUAUCUUACACCACUCGCAUGGAGUCCAAACUCACAAACGGACACCGAGUUGACAUGGCCAAUGCUAUGGCUUCGGACUGGGCAUCGCGUGCAAAUAGUAAUAACAAGAUGUCCAGCUACAUUGGUCUGUGGAAGACAGGCCAUUCCGCCAAUUUCUACUUCCGCGUCAUUCCGGAGAGCCAGGACUUUGGCACAAACUAUGAGCCGGUCAAUGUUUGUGGACAAAUGGCACAGUUUCUUUAGAUACUCAUGCCACUCGUCGAUAUUUUCCUAUUGUCAUGUUUACGUCUGUGUCGGUUAGAGUCUGCUGCACUCGAAUAAUGCCUGUCAUUACUUGAUUGUCACAUAUUUGUCUACUUUGUGCUAGAAUCUCCAGGUAGACGAUUUGAUAUGAUCAUGUAUUACUAAGUUUGUCUUUGGUGGAUGGCUUUCGCUAUUCGCGAUGGUCGACGAAUAUAUCUUCACUCCCGUUAUGAUGACCAUUUGCAUUGUGCAUCUCACCUGUGCCAUUCAUUGCUAUCUCAAUAUCAUCCUGCAUCCGUGUAAGACCAAUCUUCCGUAUGUUGUCCGAACCCUCCCCUUGCGAGGAGCUUUUCUGACGACUUCUGCUGCCCUCCCCAAUGCAUUUAGGAGCAAAGUGGCGCAUGAAGUGGCGGACAUAAGGAAGAGAGCCACAGAGAAUG
Molecule: messenger RNA, 1520 nt
Organism: Aspergillus wentii DTO 134E9
Lineage: Eukaryota; Fungi; Ascomycota; Eurotiomycetes; Eurotiales; Aspergillaceae
Exons: 1
Coding region: 166-1080 (304 amino acids)
Source: RefSeq, a predicted model, not a curated record